Mus pahari (shrew mouse) is the source of this 1635-nucleotide messenger RNA. RefSeq names its product chromosome 6 C1orf87 homolog (gene C6H1orf87). Lineage: Eukaryota; Metazoa; Chordata; Mammalia; Rodentia; Muridae. The transcript has 11 exons. The record is from RefSeq and is a predicted model, not a curated record. The coding region runs from base 1 to 1635 and encodes 544 amino acids.
AUGUCUUUGCCUUGGAAGACCUCACAAAGUUCAGUGCCAAUGCCAGAAAUGAUAGUGAAAAUUGUUGGAAGUAAACACUUUCGCUACUUCAUAGAAAAGCCAAUGAUUAAGCAGAAUGAGAAGUUGAAGACAGAACCUCAAACCUCACUCCAGAAACCCAGGACUGAUUAUUCAAGACAGGUGAGCAGAGACCUGCCCGGACCCACUGACUCUUCUGUGCAACAAAUAACUGCUAACCCAGCUGAGAAGGAAGAAAGCACGCACCCAAGAAGCAGCCCAAAACCAGAAAGCAGUCAAGAGUUCUUAACCAGAGUACUCAGUAACAGAUUCUGGGAUGGCAGGAUUUCCUAUGAGGCAAAUGUCCACUGCAGCUCUGUACCAACAGGAGAUCAGUCUCUAUCCUAUAUGCAUACUUUCCCCAGAAGAAAGUCUGUAGGCUGGUGCUUGGAACAUGCAGCAAAGGACAGCUCUGGCCAAGCAGAGGAAAUUUUCCAAAGGCCAAGUAUAACGAAAAGUGAAGAUUCUUUUCUAACCACAUUGGUCAGAAGAGAACUCAACUCACACCCAUUGAGCUCCAAUUUGUUGGACAAACUUCAGAAAGAGCUGAAGACUCUGGACCCCAUCUCCUCAGGCUUUCUUCACCAGUCACAGCUGAGCCGCCUCUUCCUAAGGCAUAAGGUCCCUCUGUCAUUACCAACAGUCAAGUUCCUCUGCCAAAGAUUUUCUAGAAGGUGUUCUCCGGAAAUGGUGAAUUAUGGAGAGCUACUCUGUUUUUUGAAAGAAGCAACUAAAGAUAAUUUACAGCAAAAUGGAACAGCUGAAUAUAGUAACCCAAGGAAAACUCCAAGUCCAAGCUACCAUAAACAAAGAAUUCCACCUCAAGAUUCCAGCUCACUGUCUGAAGUGAACAAGAGCCUGCUAGAGAUCUUGAAGAUGGCACUAAGACCAUGCCAAGGCAAAUUCAGCAUAGACUGCCUUAACCUGAGCUUUCGAAAGGAAGAUCACUCAUUCUCUGGCUGCCUGCCCCUGCCCAAGGUCAUGUCUAUAUGUAGCAAGCAUGGACUGUAUGUAACCAUGACCCUGCUGGAAACACUGCUCCACCACCAAGAAUUGGGUUACCGAGGUGAAAUAAAGUGGAAGAACUUUGUAAAGUGGCUGAACAGGGCUUCUGCCGAUUUGUUAUGUGACAUGCCAGCAGGAAAGAAUAAAAAGGAAACCCAAGGGAACUUGGUUGACAUCCCUGAAAGACCCCAAAGAAAAACUGAACAUGUGAAAACUCCAGAAGAAAAUCUGCAGCGAAUAUACCCUACCACUAUGACUUCAGCACCAGAAGACCCUGUGACCUUUGUUAAGAACAGGCCAGUCUCCCAGCCUGUUGAGCAUCUUUAUGUGAAGGAUGAACAAUCUGAGUUAUGGAUAGACAGGUUCAGAAAGCUGGAAAAUGCCCUUUUCCUGUGUGACCUGAGCAACACAGGAGUGCUGCAGCAGGAGCGAGCCAGGCGCCUCAUUCACAACUACAACCUCAUUUACAACUUGUCUCUGAGUCCCCGGAGAAUCGACCAGGCUUUGCAAAGAUACCGUUCUGGAGAAAACAUAAUUUUGGAGCCAGCACUUCAGUACUUAAAGGAGCUAUAA